AUGGUGGGAGGUAGAAAUAGGAAGGAUGAAGGAUCGUUCACGGUGAGCAACAGCAAUGUUUUUGCUGUGCUGGAGAGGAGGAAGAAGAAAUCUGACAAAGAGAAGGUAUCCGCAAAGAGCAGUCAGAGUGGGUUGAAAGCUGGGGCUGGGAAAUCAAAAGAACCGGAAGAAGAGAAGCCUCAGGUAUUUUGGGCUCCAGCUCCUUUGACUGUGAAGUCGUGGGCUGACGUGGAUGAUGAGGAUGAUGAUGAUUACUAUGCCACCAAUGCUCCACCCCAGUCUGUUUGGGGUGUUUCGGGGUCGAGUAAACUUGAAGAGAGUCAGAAACCGGAUCCUGUGGAGGAAAGCGAGAGUGAAGAUGAUAUUCUUGAUGAAGGUGAUGACGACAUGGAAGAAGAGCAUGAUCAUGAAGCAGUGGUGGAAGAACAUGCUGAGCCAGUAGUGAAGAAGUCUGUAGACGCUUCACCAGCAACUAAAGAGGCAGAUAAACAGCUUUCCAAGAAAGAGAGAAGAAAAAAGGAGCUUGCUGAGCUGGAGGCCAUUUUGGCUGAAAUUGGAGUUGCCCCAAAAGAGAAAGCCAUAGAUGAGUCAUCUGAUAUUUCCCUGGAGACGAAAGAGGGACAGAUGAAUGGAGAUAUAGAAAAGAAGGAUAAUGUCCAUGCAGAAUCCAAGAGUUCAAGGAAGAAGAAAAAGAAGGAUAAAGCUUCAAAAGAGGUGAAGGAACGCCAGGAUCAGCCCAGCAGCACAGAUGUUCCUAACGGACAAGAGGAUACCACUGAAACCGAACAAAUGAAAGAUGGUGCUUCUGCUGUCAAUGUGAAGGAGCGACUAAAGAAGGCUGCUUCUGCUAAGAAGAAGAAAUCUAAUAAGGAGAUGGAUGCUGCCGCCAAAGCUGCUGCCGUGGAGGCUGCUGCAAGGAGUGCAAAACUUGCCGCUGCCAAGAAGAAAGAGAAGAACCAUUACAAUCAGCAACCUUUACGGUAA
Molecule: messenger RNA, 984 nt
Organism: Fraxinus pennsylvanica
Lineage: Eukaryota; Viridiplantae; Streptophyta; Magnoliopsida; Lamiales; Oleaceae
Source: the annotation of a GenBank genome assembly